AUGGUAGUACGAGCUCGUCCGUCAAUUCGAAGGAAGAUCCAAAAAUCGUCAGUGCUUAAUACAGCCAUAAGUGACUGGAUGAACGCCCACACCUUGAGUCCGAUAGCAACAACAGAUGCCAAUUUUAUCGGACCAACUAUCGUUGAAAUACUGUACACCCUGGUGUACGCUCUGAUCCUGGUCAUUUUUAUAUACCUGGUCAAAACAUUGGACUUCUCAUUCACGAUGUGCCUUGCACCGGUGUUCAUUUUUUCAAAUGCUAUGAUAUUUGUUCUGGUGUACACCUCGUUUUUUAAAGACAGUUACACCAAUAGAGCGUAUUACAGCUUGGGAAUAUAUCAGACAGUUUAUAUUUGGGUGUUGUGGGUUCUCAACAGCAUUGUGCACUCGUUCAUUGCUAAUUGUAACGUGCAGCGCUGUUUUACGAGCGUGUUUAUAAUUAUGUAUUCGAUGCUGACGUGCUUCUUUAUUGAUAAGCACUUUGAAUACAAGUACAUCGAACGGGAUAGAAAGUCUGUGUUUGUGUUUAGAUUGGUUACUUGUGCAUGCAGUUUUUUCUUUGGUAUUCUAUUUUUGGCAUUUACCACACUGGUCAAUCUAUUCAAUUUCUAUUAAAUUUGCAG
Molecule: messenger RNA, 623 nt
Organism: Vavraia culicis subsp. floridensis
Lineage: Eukaryota; Fungi; Microsporidia; Pleistophoridae
Exons: 1
Coding region: 1-615 (204 amino acids)
Source: RefSeq, a predicted model, not a curated record